UGUCAGUAUAGGGUAUGCAUGAGGUCGGUUCGGUUUGGUGUGUUCUGCAGUGGUUACGGGAUGCAAUGGGUACCCAGUUCGGACGGGGGGGGGGGAUGUACACGCCCCGGAGGCAGUGCGCAGGCUCAGCCUGUGCCGUCGGGGCCAUGUGGGUGUUCGGGUACGGCUCCCUCAUCUGGAAGGUGGAUUUCCCGUUCGAGCAGAGGAUGGUGGGGCACAUCCUGGGCUACAGCCGCCGCUUCUGGCAGGGCAGCACGGACCAUCGUGGCGUGCCGGGCAAGCCUGGAAGAGUUGUCACUCUGGUGGAAGAUACCGAGGGGUGUGUAUGGGGUGUUGCUUACAGACCACCUGGACAAGAAUGUGAAGUAAAGGCAUACCUGGACUUCAGAGAGAAAGGAGGCUACAGGACUACAACUGUCAUUUUCUACCCCAAAGACUCCUCAGUAAAGCCAUUUGAUGUCCUGCUCUACAUUGGCACCUGUGACAACCCGAACUACCUUGGUCCUGCUCCUCUGGAGGAGAUUGCAGAACAGAUUGUGAAUGCAGUUGGUCCUAGUGGAAGAAACACAGAAUACCUGUUUGAACUUGCCAGCUCCAAGAACCUCGUACCAGAGGAUGUAGAUGAGCAUCUCUUCUCCUUAGAAACACUAGUGAAGAAACUCUUGGAAAAGCAUCAAAACCUCAACAGUCUAUAAAUAGUUGUCGUGGUUUAAGCCUGAACCCAGGACAACAGUUAUUUCUUUUAGUGGUCUUGCUUCACCUUCAGAUGAAUGGUUUCAUUGCUUCCAAGUCAUAUACCCGUUGUGCAUGUUUCUCUGUACUAUGCUA
Melopsittacus undulatus (budgerigar) is the source of this 828-nucleotide messenger RNA. RefSeq names its product ChaC glutathione specific gamma-glutamylcyclotransferase 2 (gene CHAC2). The record is from RefSeq and is a predicted model, not a curated record. Gene Ontology annotation, biological process: glutathione catabolic process. Gene Ontology annotation, cellular component: cytoplasm. Lineage: Eukaryota; Metazoa; Chordata; Aves; Psittaciformes; Psittaculidae. Gene Ontology annotation, molecular function: gamma-glutamylcyclotransferase activity; glutathione specific gamma-glutamylcyclotransferase activity.